AUGUCUUAUCAAACAAGAAGAUUAUCCGACCCGCCGGAUUACUUCAAUAAACUAACUACCAAACAAAAACGAAACUGGCGAAAAAUAACCAAAAAAAUUGAGAAAAAAGAAGAACUACGCACUCGAUAUCGACCAUUUCAAUCAUCAUCAAACAUCACGGUUAUCCAUCUCCAUUACAAAUCAACAAUUAAUAUUAUUGAUGAACUGAUAACAAAAGCAAAACAAACAACAAGAUAUGUACUUGAUACAGAAUCGGAAAAGGGCGAACAGAACAACCAAGGUGCCUUAAUCCAAAUACAAUUUGUACAUUCGAUCAGCCAAUCGACAAUAAUAUUAAUCGAAACGAAUUAUUUACCUGAUCCACAGUCAAUAUUAUUUGCACGGAUAGAAGAAUUAUGUUCGAUUAUCUUUAGAAACAAUAAUGAAAUUAUAUCCUGGGGAACAAUUGCCGAAGAAUUCGAACCUUUUCAUUAUCUCGGACUCAUUCAUCUAGGUAAGAACAUUGACGAUAUAAAUUUACAAUCUCGCUUUAGUGAUUGGAAAAACAACUCUAAAACGCAUCCAGAAAUGGAGAGAUGUGAUGAGAUAACCGGCCACGUACCAUUAGAUAUGUUGGAUAUAUCCGGUGACGAUGAUGAUAUGGACGAUGAACAACCAAAUUAUAAUUUUCAAGUUAAUACUCAUCAGCAAAGGUCAAACAUUGAAUCGUCAUUACAAGCUGCAUUUGCAGCAACACUCGAUAAAUUCCUCGAUAAAACCGAAAUCAUCAAUCACUGGAAAUGUGGGCUCGACUUCGAACUCAACACGUGGCAGAACAAACUAUUCAGCCGCAACCGAUACGACAAACAAAUAGAACAAACUAAACGUUUGAAAAUGAAACAAUAUGCAACUGACGAUUGUACAUAUGUGGCUGAGAUAUUUUUUACAAUGUAUCCAUCGAAGAUAAACCACGACAACGAAGUCAAAAAUGAAAUUCCGCCGGCAACAAUAGAAACAACAACAACCCGACGAACUAUACUUGAUCUACGCGAUGAUUUAUCUGACAUCAGCGAAGACGAAUUAAUCGAAAUUCUCAAACCGAAAUUCGACAAACCACAAACCACAUUACAAAUAUUAAAUGAAGAACCCGCAACAUUAACAAUUCAAGCAACAGCCGAAGAAAUGAACGAAUUCAACUUAACUGAUGAACAACCACAACAAUCACAAACAACCACGACAACAACUGUAAUAAAAGCUGAACGACAAAAGAAAAAAAACAUCAAACUAAAAUGGAAACAAACAUCACCCCAACUUUCAAAACAAAAUUAA
Messenger RNA from Rotaria socialis, 1308 nucleotides. The record is from the annotation of a GenBank genome assembly. NCBI's taxonomy places the organism in Eukaryota, Metazoa, Rotifera, Eurotatoria, Philodinida, Philodinidae.